Messenger RNA from Gopherus flavomarginatus (Mexican gopher tortoise), 1218 nucleotides. Its product is annotated as regulator of microtubule dynamics protein 2-like. NCBI's taxonomy places the organism in Eukaryota, Metazoa, Chordata, Testudines, Testudinidae. Gene Ontology annotation, cellular component: cytoplasm; spindle microtubule; mitotic spindle pole. Gene Ontology annotation, molecular function: microtubule binding. The record is from RefSeq and is a predicted model, not a curated record. The coding region runs from base 1 to 1218 and encodes 405 amino acids. The transcript is spliced from 10 exons.
AUGGCAGGGGCUGCUGGAAUCAGCUUGGUACUGGUUUGGUAUCACAAGAUCCGAAAAUCUGGGGCAACUGUAAAUUUUCCUGCAUUUCUAGAUUUACGCAACAGAUUUCAAUAUGAGUUUCAUUUUGCAAAUCUACAUAAUGAGCAAGGAACAGUAAUGGCUUUACAAGGAAGACAGCUUCAGAUACUGGAAAAAUUGAAUGACCUACUACUGAAUGUGGAAGAACUGAAAAGAGAAGUGAAGUUUCUUAAAGAAGCUGUUCCAAAGCUGGAAGAGCUUGUUCGAGAUGAACUGCAAGGAAAGACUAGUGUUCGUCGGAUUAGCCCUUUACACAGAGCCACCAGAAAAAGAAGAGCUGAGACAGCUUAUGGUGCAACAGAAACUACCAGCUCUGAGGAGGCAGAUAGUGAAGGAGGCUAUAUUACAGCUCACACUGAUACUGAAGGAGAAUCUGAAGAAGAAAGAGGAUGGAUUAGUUUAUCUGCAGCAUCUGCAAGAACAGAAAAGGAAACAGAAUUAUUUAAUCUUCUGCAGCAGGUGGACAGUUUGCAUUGUGGUUCAGAUGAUGAUAAAAAGGAGAGCUUCAGACUGUUACUUGAGAAAGAGGAAAAGUUUGGAAACCAUCAGGAGUUUCUUUGGAGACUUGCACGAGCUUAUGGAGAUAUGUUUGAGAUGACUACAGAUGUUGAAGAAAAGAAGAAAUACGUUGCUGAUGGAAAAAUUGUAGCUGAAAAAGCUAUUCAGGUGGAUACCAUGUGCGCUGAUAGCCACCAGUGGUUUGCAAUUAUGUGCGGCUAUAUGUCUGAGUUUGACAGUAUACAAAACAAAAUCAAGAAUGGCUGUCUCUUUAAGGAGCAUCUAGACAAAGCAAUUGAACUUAAACCUCAAGAUCCUUGUUUAUAUUACCUAAAUGGAAGAUGGUGCUAUUCAGUAGCACAGUUGUCUUGGAUUGAGAAGAAAGUAGCCACUACUCUUUUUGGGACUCCACCAGCUUCAACAGUACAGGAAGCUUUGCAGAAUUUCCUUAAGGCUGAAGAACUGCAUCCUGGAUAUUCUAAAUACAAUUAUGUGUAUUUGGCAAAGUGCUAUAAAGAUCUUGGCCAGAGAAGCAAUGCACUGAAAUACUGUGAUUUUGCAUCAUCAUUGUUACCAGUUACCAAUGAGGAUAAAGAGGCCCAGAAAGAUUUAGAAGCUUUACUUCCAAUGCUGCAGCUGUGA